Molecule: messenger RNA, 2039 nt
Organism: Athene cunicularia (burrowing owl)
Lineage: Eukaryota; Metazoa; Chordata; Aves; Strigiformes; Strigidae
Gene: CENPN
Product: centromere protein N
Exons: 11
Coding region: 241-1341 (366 amino acids)
Biological process (GO): chromosome segregation; CENP-A containing chromatin assembly
Source: RefSeq, a predicted model, not a curated record
CUCUUGAGCAGCAAGACCUGCUCAAGAAAGGCACAGAGCACUGGGCAGAAAUUAAUACUGUUAGUAUAACACAGCUUUGCUGUCAGGUGACAGGGGUGGCUACACUUUUAUGAACAGUUACUGCAGAAGAGGCCCACUGAAAUAACUUGUUUUCAGCCUGUAGUUUCUCAGUGCUCCCAGGACUCUUUAAAAUAGUGACGGGACACAGACACCGGGAAGAGCAAGCUUACGGCAGCCGCAAUGGAGAGCCUCAUGCUCCCGCUCAGAACAGCCCUUCUGAAAGCCCUCCUUGAGCCCCGAAGGAGGACGCGAGGUGGCUUCAUCAUGGAUGAAAUUGUUGCCGAGUAUAUUCGAAGAACUGUACUGAAAAUCCCACGAGAUCAAAUCAGGACAAUGCUGCAGCAAUGGGGCUUUCUCUCUGAGGCGCAACUGCAAGCCAUAAACUUCUGUCAGAUAAAGGACAGUAUCUCUCAAGAUGUUGUUCAACUCUGUGAGGAAAAUGCUGCAGGCAUCAAGCAAGCAGCUGUCUUGGACAUAAUUUACAACUACAUCUACUCAAACAAAAGAUUGUGGAGUGUUUACCAGAUGAACAAAAGAGGGGAAGAAACGGAUUUUUUUGACUUAACAGAUUUCAAAAAAAAAUUUAAAAGACGACUUCAGUCAGCCUUAACAAAUGUCACCAUCAACUUUAGAGAAUAUGAGGAUAAUGCAAUCUGGAUUAGAAUUGCUUGGGGAACACCAUAUACAAAACCAAACCAGUACAAAACCAGCUAUGUUGUAUACCACUCACAGACUCCCUAUGUCUUCAUUUCUGUUUCAGUUCUUAAGAGCAACUUGCCCCUGCUAUGUCAGGCCCUGGUUGCUGCUUCCAAUUACCAUGACAUCCGUGAAAUGGAGCUUCGAAGUCAUUAUUUAAACUCCCUUAAAGAUAUUGUGUUUAAGAGUUAUAGCCAGAACUUCCAAAGUUAUUAUCCAAAACCUCUACAAGAAAGAAAUGUAGCACCAGAAAGUGAUUUAAUGAUAAUUCAAGAAAACAAAAAUGAGAAAGAAAGAAUAAAGAGAGUGAAUUCAGAAGUUUUUGGUGAUGGUCCCCAACCAAAACUCGAAUUUGCACAAUAUAAGCUUGAGACAAUAUUUAAAAGUGAUCCUCAAAUGAAUGUUUUGAAUAGAAAAGUACCAUUCAGAUGUCUGGUCAAGUUUUCUAGUCCACAUCUCUUAGAAUCCCUGAAAUCCUUGGCACCAGAGGGUAUGGCUGAUGCACCAGUUUCACCACUACUUACAUGUAUACCACAUAAAGCUAGGAAUUAUUUUAAAAUUAAAGACAAAAAAGAGGUCUCUUAAAGAGGCUUUGUAAACCCUUAAUUUAAAACUGAUUCACUGAGAAAUAGACAACUCAUUUAUUAGUGGUAUUAAUCUAAACCAUAAUAAACUUCAAAACAGAUUGAAAAAAGUUAACUCAUUCUUUGAUAAUACCUUAAAGUGUUUUUCCAGGUUAUGGCUUCUUUGAAUUAUUUUUCCAUUUUAUUUAUUUGUCUAUAACAGAAGAGUUAGCCCUUUCCUUGAAUAAUAUAAAAAAAAUUACCUGCGAAGUUUAAACAGAUACUGUGGUUAUUUUAAAUUUAAACAUGAUGACUGCUCUUAACUGUAUCUUUGGUAGUAUUUGUGAAGUUAAAGCUUAGUAAAGAUACAAUGAGACAGCUGUAGUUAUUCAGUUCACUACCAUAGCUGGAGACAGUCAAGAUAUUCUGGGUGGCUGCCUUAUUUCAGCUCCAGUUCAGCAGUGUAACAGAACAGGUGCCCCAGUUUGAACAUGUGAAUAGUCCCAUUCAAGUCAGUGGGACUACCUGUACGCAGGUCAGGCAUGUUUUUGUCUUGGUAGAUGAAGAUUAUAUCCAAAGACCAUUACAGGGCAUGGGGAAGAAAGGACUCCUAGAGUACAGAUGUCAGAGGUUUCCAUCCAGCUUUUAAUAGAUUUUAAUUCAGAUCCAGAGUUUUUACUCACCAAGGGCAACAGCCAAUAACAAAUGAAUUUAUUAAAA